This is a messenger RNA of Aspergillus thermomutatus, 3918 nucleotides long. RefSeq lists its product as uncharacterized. The record is from RefSeq and is a predicted model, not a curated record. The coding region runs from base 1 to 3918 and encodes 1305 amino acids. The transcript has 5 exons. Gene Ontology annotation, cellular component: exosome (RNase complex); nucleus. Lineage: Eukaryota; Fungi; Ascomycota; Eurotiomycetes; Eurotiales; Aspergillaceae.
AUGUCGCAGCAUCCCCCGGCGCCCUCAAUAGGCGAUCCGCCUCACACCCAGCAAUGGCCUCACUCACAUCUUUUCCCGUCAACUUCCAUGCCAUCUUCCCUUCCACCCCAUCUACCCUUCAGUCAAGAUAUCUCGUCGGCUCAGCAGCCGCACGACAACGCCAACCAACCGUUCAGCUAUAACGACUUGACCAACCUUAAUAUGACUUCGAAUCUUCCUGGUUUAGGAGGUCCUGUAGCGGGAUUACCUCUACCACCGCCGCCUUUCCCCUUCAUGAGCCCAUUCACACCGUCACAGUUUCCCCCACCUCCGUUCCCACCCAUCCAGAUGCCUCCGUUGAGAUACCCGCCAUUACCGAUGCCCGCAGCCAACAUUCAAGCGCCGAGUCGCCCCUCAUCGGGUGAUCUUCGUUCGCAAGCCAAUUCGAUGUCCAUGAAUAGUGCUAGCUCUCGAGCCGCCACAGCACCGAGUACGCGAAAAGAUCUUGAUCGAGAAGAAGGUGAACUUACCGAUAUGGAGGGGCCCACGCCGACGAGUUCAAAGAACGCAGGCUUGUCCGAAACGCGAGCAGACGCAAGACCGUCAACUCUGACGCAGCAAAAUGGGCACGCGACAGGCACUUACAACGCUACGACAGUGGUUGGGAACAAGGAAUCUGGAAGGAGCUCUGCGGCGAAAAGUCGUAACGCGUCCAAACUGGACCUCGAAGAAGGCGAGGCAUCCUCAACUGGAUCGUACACAUCGGCCAGGGAAUCCGAGUCACCGUAUGAUCCUCCAGGUUCGGUCAACCCUGAGCCAUUUGUGUCGAACAGUGCUCCCGGAGCUCCACCCCACGAAGAUACGUCUUCCCCACUUACAAAAGAUUUGCCAGCAUCACACGAAAGCGGGAAAUCACUAGCACAACUUCGAAUUCAAGCACAAGGCGCGCUUCUAAGCUUAGCGCCUCACAACAUUCGUUACAGUGAGCUGGUAGGAGAGGGAAUCCACCCCGCAGUACUUAGGCAGCUUUAUGAAGAAGUUGGAAUUAGAGUUUCUACGCCACAACCAGACGGUGUAUCUCCAACUAUCAAUCCGCCUGCCAAGUCCGUUGACGUGCCAGGAAACCUGGCUGCUGCAGGUCUUGAGUCGAGUUCAAGCAGCAAUGUUGGAACUGGGCAUGCUCCUGUGACCUUGGAUCACGCUAAACGAGAAACCAAAAUGCCAGUGACCGCAGCCGCGGCAAACAUGCCUGCUUCUGUUCCUGCCCCUACCGCCCAGCCCAGCACCCCUGCCAAACCAUUGGAAAGAAAAGAGGUGAUUGCGCGUAUGCUUGCUGCGAAAGCUGCCAAGGCCUCUGGAGCGCCCUCAACCCCUCAAACUGACUCUGCAAAGGAAGCGCCAUCGUCUGAAAGCCCGGUGUCUGCCCUCAUUGGCAAAGGCGCGGCUGUGAGUUCUGAGCGUGAAACCCCUCCUAAGGACAGGGACAUGCGAACUAGAGAGAAAAACAAGGCGCAAACUGAACUAGCCCGACAGCGAAUCGAGCAGCUCAAGAAGCAGGGUUUGGUGAGAAGUCAGCAAAAAGCGCAAACAGAUUCUUUGCCUCGUGAAGAGGUACGGCAAAGCAACGGAAGCAGUCCCGCCCCGGUGUCUCAAGCAUCCAACACCCCGAUGAUUCAACAUCCAUUACCUGUUAGACCUCCUGACCCAGAGCCCACUGCUCCCUCGCGUAUUCCUGGGUUGUUCAUGACAGACUCAGAGCCAUCUGUCACACGCGUUCUUGGCUUGGUCGUUGAUUCGACGCCACAGCCCCAUGUCAAUCAACGCAAGCGUCCAAGAGCAUCUGACUUUGACGAGCCUUCACUUACACCGAAAAGGUCCCAUAACGGAGUAAAUCAUAAUGUUUCAGAGGAUAGACUGAUCAUCGAUAUCAGUGAUGAUGAGUUUUAUGGAGAUGACGAGAACGACGAAAUGGAGAUUGAGCCCGCCGGGAAGACAUCGCCAAAAGGCGGCUCAGUAGGCCCCGCAGGUUCGUUCCGAACAUUUCCUUCAUCGGCCGACUCUCUUCAACGGCCGGUUGUGUCAAGUCAAGGAAUAUCCACCUCUGCUACACCCCAAAAUCACAGAAAUCAUGAUCAAGAAGACCUUCGGAAGAAGCAUCUUGAAAUACAGGCAAUGCAUCGGCGCAUCGCUGAACUUGAGCAACGGAAGCAAGCGAAGCUAGCAGCAAGUCGCACACAAUCGCCUCGCCCUUCAGAAAUAGCGGUUUCAUCCACUGCAGUCAACCCAAUGUCCGCUGAUCAAGAAAAUCAAACCAGCAAUGUCACUUUGCAGCCUGUGGCUCAUAAAUUGCCUCCUCAAGUGGCUCUCUUAGAUGCUGCUGCCGAAGCCAUUCUUUCGGUUCCAGCAGACGAUUCUGAUAAUCCCGAGACCCUUUCGUCGGAAUCAAUCGCGCGCAUUUCGGCCCUCAAGGACGCCGACCACCUUGAGGAGAUGCGCUCGAAAUUGUUGCGUAAGAAGGAAAUUGAAUCAGGUGUUCCCGCUCUGGAUGCCGAGAUUCAAAAGUCUGAAGCCCGGCUUGCUGAAGUCAAAAUACAAGAGCAGAACCUCCUGCGUGAUAUUGCCAGGGGGAAGGAAGGGAGACAACAACUUCUUGAGGAGCUGCAUAGUCUCAAUCUGGAGUUGAAAGGCCUCACUCUAGAAGAGCUGGAGAUAGCCCAACGUAAGCUGGACGCGAAGGAACAAGUCCAAGCGUCAGAUGAAGGUUCGAUACAUCCUCAAAGCUCUCCGGCAAGGUAUGGUUCCUCGUUGGCAGACGUCCCCGCUGCCGAGGAGCGGAGUCAAGUUGUGGCACGUUCAGUCCAAGGGUCUCCGAUUUCUCGUUUGGCAUCUCAGGCGGAGCCCUCUGCUACCUCAGAUCUGUCUAUGGAUGCGGACGAGUCUGAUGACGCUGUGGAUCUGGCAAACGAUGCAUCCUCUUCCUCCCCAUCAGAAUCUCUAGGCUCCGCGAUGGAUGAGUCUGCUGAUUCUAGUGAAGGCUCUGUGCCAGCUGAUGGCGAAGAGUCCAUGGAAUGCGAAACCCCCACAUCGGAGCCUUGUGUGCCUGAAGCUUUGAGCAGCAUCCCAGAGACCGAUCAGAAGACAGUGGAGGGCGAGAUAAAUCCUGACCACGCGCUUCCGGAACGGCCGCGAGUCCCGCAUGCUCCCGAUGCCGGGAAUGCAGCCGAUGUAUUACCCCCCAAUGCGCAAGAAGUUCGGGAACUCGAAAAGCAAGUUUCCCGCGAAUCUUCCAUCUCCGACGCGUACGAGCCACCAGAGCCCGAAGCGGACAGCAGCCCUGCCGAUUCCGUCUAUACUCCCCCUUUCAGUCCUGUUUCUCUUGCUUCCGUAAAGUCUGCAGAGGUUUUUGGGGUCGAGAGAGCUGAUAUGCCGCUAAUGGGAAAGGUUCAGGAACUGGAAGUUCAACCACAAACCAGCUCCCAGCAGAAGAUUGGGCUCUCGAAUAAUGAACCGCUGGAGGAGAAAGCUCACAGAUUCACGCCCUACGUUAGCCCAUUGAGAUGGUUCAAAGCUUACCGCUACCACCCUAGAUUCACUGAGAAUGUCUCGGGCGGCUUUCGAUCCCUAACAUAUAGUCACAACAUCGAUUCUGAGAAAUAUCUCUGUCCCUAUGAGGCUACCGGCGGUGUCUGCAAUGACCGAUCAUGCGACUUCCAGCAUUUUCGUGACAUGACUCUUAGCGAUGACAAGAUCCUCGUCCAGAUGGGAUCCCUUCGAGAGGGCAAAACGCCUGAAGAGAAGGACCAAUAUAUCGCCGGGCUGAAACAAAUCAUCAAUGAAAUGCGGCGCGACAAGGUGAAAGAUUUCAAUACCGUGGCCACGGAAAUUGCUGCAUACCGUAGACGCUUCCUCCAAGAUCCAUCACGUGUCUUGCCCUUGUAA